AUGGCUGUGAAGAGUGCAGAAGAGCUGAAUGCAGGGGCUGCUAUAGUUGCAACUGAAUAUGAUAAAGUUGGCUGUGAAUUUCCCAACUUUAAUUUCAAUGUAUCCCAUCAUGGUGACAAUGUGGCCAUAGCAUCUGAACCUUUGUGCCUUGUAGGGUUGGAUAUCGUCUCUUGUGUGAUUCCCCAGAAGGUGACAGUUCUAGGAUUCAUUCAAAACUUCUCAUCAUACUUUUCAAAUUUGGAAUGGGAUAAUAUAGUCAAUGCUGGCUCUUGUGAUGAUAUUUUGGUCGAGUUUUACAGAUAUUGGUGUCUGAAAGAAGCAUAUGUCAAAGCCACAGGGAGUGGACUGGCUUAUGGGUUGGACAAAGUGGAGUUUCAUAGCACUAGCUGGAGCAACAUCUCUGUUAAAAUUAAUGGGGAGGAUAUGAAGGAGUGGGCAUUUUGGCUUUCUGAGAUGGGGAAAAGACAUUUGGUUAGUUCCUUAUCCUAUUUGACGCAAUUACAGAAAGCGUAAAUGUACAGAGGUAUCUUUGACGCAAUUACA
Messenger RNA from Alnus glutinosa, 543 nucleotides. RefSeq lists its product as uncharacterized. The record is from RefSeq and is a predicted model, not a curated record. Gene Ontology annotation, cellular component: cytosol. NCBI's taxonomy places the organism in Eukaryota, Viridiplantae, Streptophyta, Magnoliopsida, Fagales, Betulaceae. The transcript has 3 exons. The coding region runs from base 1 to 513 and encodes 170 amino acids. Gene Ontology annotation, molecular function: magnesium ion binding; holo-[acyl-carrier-protein] synthase activity.